AUGACGAAGGAAAACCAAAGUGUAGUGACAGAAUUCAUCUUGCAAGUCCUCUCCUCCCAGCCAAGGACACAGACUGUCCUUUUCAUUGUGUUCCUGGUUGUGUAUCUGUUCUCCAUGGUUGGGAACAUCCUGAUCAUUGCAGUGGUCAGAGUUGACUGCCAGCUGCAGUCACCCAUGUAUUUUUUCCUUGCCAACCUGUCCUUCAUAGACAUUUGCUUCAUCUCCAGCUUCAUCCCCCAGAUGCUGGUGAAUUUUGUGACCAAGAAGAGCACCAUCUCCUUCUCUGGAUGUGCUGCCCAGACAUAUUUCUCUCUGAUUUUUGGCGUAACAGAGUGUGUCCUGCUUGGGGUCAUGGCCUAUGAUCGGUACAUGGCAAUCUGUCACCCCUUGCUCUACACCACUGCCAUGAACAGGAAAGUUUGCACUCUCAUGGUGGUGGCCUGCUGGAUCAGCAGCCUGCUGAGCUCCACGUAUGUCAGUGGCCUCACCUUUCAGCUGCCCUUCUGUGGGCCUAACACCUUGAACCAUUACUUCUGUGAAGUGCCAGCACUGCUGGUCUUGGCCUGCACUGACACUGCCUUCGUGGAGCUGGUCGUCUUCAUCUUCAGCAUCCUCAUAGCCCUGAUCCCUUUUCUUUUGAUUGUCUUUUCCUAUGCCCAUAUUUUUUCCACCAUUUUAAAGAUUCAAUCUACAGGUGUGCAGUACAAGACCUUCUCCACCUGUGGAUCCCACCUGAUGGUGGUAACCAUAUUCUAUGGGACAGUCAUCUGCAUAUACAUGAAUCCUACCUCCAGGACUCGCCAGGACAGGGACAAAGUGGUUUCACUCUUUUACACCAUUGGAGCCCCAGUGCUGAACCCUCUCAUCUACAGCCUCAGGAACAAGGACAUGAAGCGUGCCCUGAGAAAGGCAAUGAACAGCCCCAAAUCCCUCUUUAUUUAA
This is a messenger RNA of Indicator indicator, 942 nucleotides long. RefSeq names its product olfactory receptor 2D2-like. Lineage: Eukaryota; Metazoa; Chordata; Aves; Piciformes; Indicatoridae. Gene Ontology annotation, cellular component: membrane. Gene Ontology annotation, molecular function: olfactory receptor activity; G protein-coupled receptor activity. The coding region runs from base 1 to 942 and encodes 313 amino acids. The record is from RefSeq and is a predicted model, not a curated record. The transcript has a single exon. Gene Ontology annotation, biological process: G protein-coupled receptor signaling pathway.